GUUAGGAAAGGAGUAUAUAAGAAGAUUUAGGCUGGGGAGGGAAUCAGAGCCGGGCAUUGGGGGCUUUAUUUUGUUUUUUUCUUCAAAACUGGUUUAAUUUGUAGACUGUAACUCUGCAAAGAGGCGUGAUAUUUCAUAAUACAGUAAGUGGCUAAGAUAUGGUUGUAGUUCGCCAAUAGAAGAAGAAGAAGAAGAAGAAGAAGAGAAAUACUGUUUGGCGGGGAGGUUUGAGGGAAUGUUCCAAACACAUAACUCGUCAGGCUAUUAACGAUGCCUCAGUGGGGCGUGUCUCCUUUCACGAUGACGCCAUCAGCCAGUCUGGUGUCCAAAUGUGUGUCCAGUGGUGCUGUGUCUCAGGAGGCGCUAGACUCUGCUUACUCACAGCAUGGCUCCAUCUUCUCCUCUCAACUGCAUGAAGCUGAGCAGCGAAUGAGAAUGGAGAAAGAACUGGACCAGCUGCAGGUGGAGGUAGAGCUGCUGAAGGUGGAGAAGAUAAGCGUCGAUGUCACACAUCCAACCUGCCUUGCUGCAAGGUUCCACACAUUGCAGACGUUUUGUGCCCACCUCCUGGACGUCCUAAAGGAUCAGAACCGUCUGAAGCAGCGACUCAUGAGACCUCUGGGCCGCACCAACCUGCCAGUCCGGGCACACCUCCACAGGUACCUGGUGGAUGUGGUCAACAUGCUGCUGGACCUUGUGGAGAGGUUGGACGAGAAGAUAAGUGCUGUCAGGAGACGUCCCACUGUCACAGACGACAUGGCUCAGCUGAACACCUCUCUCGCCCAGCUGUUCGUUCUGAUGGUGGAAGUGGAGACGUUGGCCAGUCAGCUUCUCCAGUGGAAGUCCACAGCAGCCUGAUGAGUGACAGUGUCACGUCUUGACACCCCCCCCCCCCCC
This is a messenger RNA of Dunckerocampus dactyliophorus (ringed pipefish), 897 nucleotides long. It is a transcript of the gene haus2, whose product is annotated as HAUS augmin like complex subunit 2. NCBI's taxonomy places the organism in Eukaryota, Metazoa, Chordata, Actinopteri, Syngnathiformes, Syngnathidae. The coding region runs from base 271 to 858 and encodes 195 amino acids. The transcript is spliced from 7 exons. The record is from RefSeq and is a predicted model, not a curated record. Gene Ontology annotation, cellular component: centrosome; mitotic spindle microtubule; HAUS complex. Gene Ontology annotation, biological process: centrosome cycle; microtubule nucleation; spindle assembly.